This is a messenger RNA of Sphaeramia orbicularis (orbiculate cardinalfish), 1354 nucleotides long. It is a transcript of the gene fa2h, whose product is annotated as fatty acid 2-hydroxylase. The record is from RefSeq and is a predicted model, not a curated record. Bases 85 to 1224 code for a protein of 379 amino acids. Gene Ontology annotation, cellular component: endoplasmic reticulum; membrane. The transcript is spliced from 7 exons. NCBI's taxonomy places the organism in Eukaryota, Metazoa, Chordata, Actinopteri, Kurtiformes, Apogonidae. Gene Ontology annotation, biological process: fatty acid metabolic process; lipid biosynthetic process. Gene Ontology annotation, molecular function: fatty acid 2-hydroxylase activity; iron ion binding; heme binding.
CUUCACUCCGGUAACUCGGUAAGUCGUCGGUGCUCGUGCAGGUGUGUUCAGUGCCUUCAGUCUGUGCUUCCGGUGUCUGUCAGGAUGUCUCCCUCCGCGUCCCCCCGCUUCUUCUCGGAGACAGAGGUGGCCCGCCACUGCACCAAGGAGUCCUGCUGGGUGCUGCUGGGGACCCGGGUCUACGACGUCACCGCCUUCCUGAGGAUGCACCCCGGCGGAGAGGCGCUGAUCCUCCGGCGGUCCGCCAAGGACCUGAGCCCGGACAUGGAGGGACCCCCGCACCGGCACUCGGAGAACGCCCGGAGGUGGAUGGAGCAGUACUACAUAGGAGAGUUAGACCGAGACAGCGGCACCGAGGAGGCACAGAUUCUGAGAGAAAGGAAGACGACCCAUGAAGAGACAGAAAAGAAGACGACAAAAGAAAAGGAAACAGAGGAUGAUGAGAAGUGUCCGUACAGCCGCUGCAGCUCUGUGGACCUGGACAAGGACCUGGUGGACUGGAGGAAGCCUCUGGCCUGGCAGGUCGGCCUCCUGGGAGAGAAGUACGACGCAUGGGUCCAUCAGCCCGUCGACAGACCCAUCCGACUGUUCGGAAACCCACUGCUGGAAGCCGGCACCAAGACCUCCUGGUACUGGGUCCCAGUGGUCUGGCUUCCUAUUGUCUUCUAUCUCAGCUGGUACUGCUACACCACCUUAGCAAAAGGCAACACCAGGAUAGUCCUCACCUCAGACUUCUCCAUCCCUGUCCAUAAGUACGUCUUCCCUCUGCUCUUCCUCCUGGGCUGGUUUAUGUGGUCGUUCAUCGAGUACUGCAUCCAUCGCUUCGUCUUCCACAUGAAGCCUCCGGCCCAUAACUACUACCUCAUCACACUGCACUUCCUUCUGCAUGGACAGCAUCACAAGUCUCCGUUCGAUGGCUCUAGGUUGGUCUUUCCUCCCGGCCUGGCAUCCCUAGUGGUGGGAACUUUCUACGUAAUCCUCCAAAACCUGCUCCCAGGCGUCCUUGGGGUGUCGGUGUUUGUCGGGGGACUCUGUGGCUACGUGGUCUACGACAUGAUCCACUACUACCUUCAUUACGGAUCGCCCAAGAGAGGCUCGUACAUGUACGGCCUGAAGGCCUACCACGUCAAACACCACUUUGAGCACCAGAGGGCAGGUUUUGGAAUCACCUCCACGUUCUGGGACCACCCCUUUAACACAGUCAUCCCAGACGAGAAGUUCUAACAGAAACCAGGCUCUAGUCCAGGGCCACACAUUAGACCCAUCAAACCCAGACCCAUAGCAUCUAACCCUAACAUUAACCCUAACCCCAACCCUAACCCACGGAGGAAGCCCCCCCCCCCCCCCCCCCCCC